AUGUCCGAAGUUAAAGUGUCCCUGAAAGCCGGUAGAAAGAGGAGAAGAGCGGUGAGGCAGGAGUCAGAUGUGGAGUCAGAAGACAGCGAGUCUCAUUCUGUGGAUGGGGACUCUGAUGAUUCCUCCUCUUCAGAAGAUGAAGCGAGAGAAAGGAAGUUCCUGUUUCCAGUGGAAGAUACGGACAAAUUACUAAAAGUUAUUCUAUCUACCCUGGAGUUAGAGGACACCAGGGAGGAUAGAUCAGUGGAAGUUGCCUGGAAAUUACUGCUUUAUGAGAAAGAAGAAAACCUGUUUCCAUUGAGAUGGGGUGAGGUCAUUCCCCAGAUCACGAUUCCAGGCGUGGCAGAAGGAGGGGAGCUGGUCAGAGGUCUGGAGAACAAGCAAGUUGUAAAUGGUGGAAAUGUCCCUGAAGACAGCAGAGGGGGCAAGACACAUUUGUUCAAACACCUUGAUUCCGCUAUUGAUAAGGAAGAUCAGGUACGAGGAAGCAAGAGUGAUCCUAAUAGCGCCCUUCUGGCCGAAGAGGGCAUGGUUUUCCCUUUUGAGAGCCAUGUCAGUUUCGGACCCAUGGAUUCUGCCAGGGAUCCCAAACCUGUUGUCGCAGGGUCCAGUGUUCCACCCGGAAGUAGAGUCUCUACACCUUUCGGCGUGGAAUUUAAAAGGUCAUUUUUAGCCAGUCAGGGAUUUUCAAAGGAAGUCAUUUCCACUCUAAUGAAAAGUAGGAAAGAGCGGCAGUUCCGUGUUAUUACACUUUCCUCUCCCAUUCAAAUGAACGGAAGAGAAGGUGUAAUUACCCUGCAUCGGGACUACAAGGGUGAUGGCAUGCAGACUAAUUCACACCUUUUCUCCCUUUCUCUGACAUACAGUGCAGUGGACACAAAUCCAUUAUCUGUAUAUGUUAUGCAGCAUGUAUGGAACAAAGUUGUACAGGUAGUGCCGCUUUGGAUUGCUCCUAACAUGUUAACUUUCUCUGGAUUUCUGAUGAUUUUAGCAAAUUAUAUCUUCUUGUUCUAUUAUGAUUGGGACUACACAGCAUCAGUUAUUGGCAAUCAGCACAUUCCUAACUGGAUUUGGAUCUCUGCUGCUUUGGGAAACUUUUUGGCUUAUGCAUUAGAUUCAAUUGAUGGAAAACAUGCCAGAAGGACUCAGUCCAGCAGCCCUUUGGGAGAGUUAUUUGACCAUGGGCUUGACAGCUGGACAGCAUCUAUAUUUCCACUGUCUUUGUUCUCAAUAUUUGGAUGUGAUUCAGGAGAAGCUGGAUUAUCACCAAUGAAGAUGUAUUUAGUGACUAGUGUUGUACUAUUCACCUUUAUGCUGUCACAUUGGGAAAAAUAUAACACUGGGAUUCUCUUUCUUCCAUGGGCAUAUGAUAUCAGCCAGUUGUCAAUGACUUUGGUUUACAUCCUCACUGCAAUAGUUGGAGUAGAGACUUUCCAUAAACCAGUGCUCCCACAUGUAUACAUGACUGAUUUUUUAAUUACAUUCCUUGUAGGAUGCAGUUUACUAAUCGCCCUUCCCCAGACAUUGUAUAAUAUUGUUAUAGCUUAUCGCCAGAAAACCCUGCUGAAGGACUCUGUUUAUGAAGGACUUUUACCAUUAUUUUCUCCUUCGAUUUUAUUUAUUUUGCUUACUAUAUGGACAGUUUUUUCUCCAUGUAAAAUCCUGGACAGACAGCCAAGACUAUUUUUAUGGAUGGUUGGUGUACUCUUUUCAAAUGUGACUUGCAGAGUUAUUAUAUGCCAGAUGAGUAACACCAAAUCUGAAGUCUUCCAUUGGCUCCUUUGGCCAUUGACUCUAGUGGUCGGUCUAGCCGUGUCUGAAUAUCUUGGGAUGCUGGAAGAGCCUACUUUCUUUGCCAUGACAGCUUUUGCUACUGCAGCUCACAUUCAUUAUGGAGUUUGUGUGGGGAAGCAGCUGAGCAGACAUUUCCAUAUUUACGUAUUCUCUCUAAAGAAGCGGGAAAUCAUCUGACAAAAACUUUCACCAUUUAAAUGCCUACCUUGAAGAAAUAUGAAGCCUGAAAAUCGAAAGACU
Messenger RNA from Bufo bufo (common toad), 2034 nucleotides. Its product is annotated as ethanolaminephosphotransferase 1-like. Bases 1 to 1971 code for a protein of 656 amino acids. Gene Ontology annotation, molecular function: ethanolaminephosphotransferase activity. Gene Ontology annotation, biological process: phosphatidylethanolamine biosynthetic process. NCBI's taxonomy places the organism in Eukaryota, Metazoa, Chordata, Amphibia, Anura, Bufonidae. The transcript has 15 exons. The record is from RefSeq and is a predicted model, not a curated record. Gene Ontology annotation, cellular component: endoplasmic reticulum membrane; Golgi apparatus.